Messenger RNA from Closterium sp. NIES-65, 5511 nucleotides. NCBI's taxonomy places the organism in Eukaryota, Viridiplantae, Streptophyta, Zygnematophyceae, Desmidiales, Closteriaceae. The record is from the annotation of a GenBank genome assembly.
AUGGAGGAAGCCGCGAUGCCGGAAGCGGGCGUAGCCGUUGAUCCUGCGGAGCGCGGAGGAGGCUCUGCGCUUUUCGAGGCAGAGGCGACUCGUCGAACGGGCGCUAUCACUGGUGGAGACUGCACAUCACAUUCCCCGUUCGAAGAACCAAAUGCUGGCGCUUCACCGCCCGCAGCGUCGAGCCUUUCCCCGGACAGCAUCCGCGAGCCCGCGCAUCCCGAGGCGGAGUGUCAGUUCGCGGGGAACGGUGCGAUCGGAGGCGGAGUUGGCUCAGUGGGCGCACCUUGUGCCGCAGUUUCCCCCGACGGUGCGCCAAACGAUGAUGCAGUUCCCCCCACGUCGAGGAUUUCCCCGGACACCGUGCAACCAGUCCCCAUCGACCCGUUACCGCAUCCGAAGCUGAAGAACCAGUGGAGAGAAGCGAAGGCGGAAGCGUCGCGCUGGUGGCUCCUGGGAGAGCGCCAGCUGUCCUGCGUCUCGUUGACACGUGGCGCCAAGGUGGAAGCGUUCGACCCCGUAGAUUUCCACUUCCCGAAAGGCGAGGCGAGCGGUGGUGGCGAGGGGAGCGGACACGUUGGCGGAAAGCAGGGCGGAAAGGAUGGCGGAAGGGCGCGCGGAAGGCCGCCCAAGUGGAGCAAGACGUUAUCCCGGGUGUCGUCCGCUGGGAGCUCAAUCGUCCGCUUUGGGACAAAGAGAGGAGGCGAGGUGGGAUCGCUCCCGCGAGAGUGGGCAGCGGCGCUGAUACCACUGGAGGCGGAGGGGAAGGUCAGGCUGCGCGGAUAUGUGUGCUCCGCGCCGCCAUGCCUCGCCAUGUUCUCCGAGAUCCUACUCACUGUCAGGGUGUACGUGCAGCAGUGCUGCUUCCAGAAGCUCACUCGGGUGAAGGAGCGCGCAGCACACGCGCUGUCUGUCUGCACAGCCGCCCACAUCACCAGGCUGCUGCGCUUCCUGGAGCUGCGCCCUACCCGCCCGGCGGAGUUCACUCCAGCGGAUUUCAACCAUCACACAGAGAAGCUGGGCUUUACCUUUGCCUUUGCAGACCGGCAGGCAGCGACUAAGAGAGUGCGGGCGACUGCAGGAGGGGGUGAGAGUAACGAGGGGGGGGAGGAGGAGGCAAAGUCGAUGACAGAUGAGGAGGUGAACCGCUACGUGGGUGUCACCACCAACAAUCAAGCGCUGCCGGAGAUGGAGCCUCCCCCGGGUGUGACCUCGCAGCUGCGGUGCUACCAGAAGCAGGCGCUGCACUGGAUGCUGUCCAUGGAGGCUUUGGGACGGGGUAGUCUGUGCCAGGACUUGAUUUCCUCACACCCAUUCCCUCCCUGUCACCCGUCACACGCCUCUUGCCAGGAGAUGGAGCCUCCCCCGGGUGUGACCUCGCAGCUGCGGUGCUACCAGAAGCAGGCGCUGCACUGGAUGCUGUCCAUGGAGGCCUUGGGACGGGGUAGUCUGUGCCAGGACUUGAUUUCCUUACACCCAUUCCCUCCCUGUCACCCGUCACACGCCUCUUGCCAGGAGAUGGAGCCUCCCCCGGGUGUGACCUCGCAGCUGCGGUGCUACCAGAAGCAGGCGCUGCACUGGAUGCUGUCCAUGGAGGCUUUGGGACGGGGUAGUCUGUGCCAGGACUUGAUUUCCUCACACCCAUUCCCUCCCUGUCACCCGUCACACGCCUCUUGCCAGGAGAUGGAGCCUCCCCCGGGUGUGACCUCGCAGCUGCGGUGCUGCCAGAAGCAGGCGCUGCACUGGAUGCUGUCCAUGGAGGCUUUGGGACGGGGUAGUCUGUGCCAGGACUUGAUUUCCUCACACCCAUUCCCUCCCUGUCACCCGUCACACGCCUCUUGCCAGGAGAUGGAGCCUCCCCCGGGUGUGACCUCGCAGCUGCGGUGCUACCAGAAGCAGGCGCUGCACUGGAUGCUGUCCAUGGAGGCUUUGGGACGGGGUAGUCUGUGCCAGGACUUGAUUUCCUCACACCCAUUCCCUCCCUGUCAACCGUCACACGCCUCUUGCCAGGAGAUGGAGCCUCCCCCGGGUGUGACCUCGCAGCUGCGGUGCUACCAGAAGCAGGCGCUGCACUGGAUGCUGUCCAUGGAGGCCCUUGGGCAGGCCGUGCCGGGGAUUGGCGAGCUUGUGCCGGGGAAUGGCCAGGCCGUGCCAGGGAAUGCUGCAACUGCUGAAGUCUCCACUUCUCUAUGUCCAGGAGCUGCUGAUGCCAGUGGUACUGCUGCUGCAGCUGCUGCUGCUGCUGCUGCCGAUGGUGGUGGCGGUGCUGGUGGUGGCAAGAGGACGAGUGCAGUGAACGAGUGUGAUGCGCUGCACCCGUGUUGGGAGGAGUACACGCUUCAGCACAAGUGCGCUGCACUGCGCGUGUUUCAGAUGCACCACUCUGGACUGUUCUUCCGGUUUUCUCUUUGCAUUCAUCGGUGCGCCCCCUCCCUUAACCCCUCACCCCGGUCCCCUCUGAAUCCCUUUAUCCUUCUCCUCCCUCUUCCAUCCCCCUCACCAUCUCCCCACCUCAAUUCUCUUCGCACUCACAUCCACCUCGUUUCUUUAACCCUGCUUCCUCCGCCCUCUCAGUGGCGGCACGCCGUUCUACCACAACGUUUUCUCAGGGGAAGUUACCCUGGAGUUUCCAAGCGCAAUGGAGAGAAGCAGGGGAGGGGUGAGUGGGAAGAGGCGGAGGAUAUUGAGGGAGUUAGGGGACUUCUUCGCACCUACCCCUUCCGCUACCCUCCACCCCCGUUUCCCCCUCUUUCCCUCGAUUUUCCUCACUUCAUUCAGAGUCUAGCAGGCACGAUGGGCUUAUGCUAUACAGGUAUGGACCGUUACACUGGUUUAAACUCGUCUUUCCCUGUCCCCCCUCUUUUCCCCUUCCUGCCUCACCUCUCGCGCCUUCCCUUGGUUCAGAUUCUAGCAGACGCCAUGGGUCUGGGCAAGACGGUUAUGACCAUUGCUCUCAUUGCUGCGAGCAAGGCGAACAGGGAGAGGGGGAAGGCGAUGGCGACGGGAACAAGGGGGAAACUGGGAGGAGUGGUGGGGAAGAUGGACGGAGGAGGGUCGGGGAAACAAGUGAGGGAUGAGAGGCGAGGUGGUAAUAUAAACGGGGAAUGCGCUGUUUCCAAUGGUGCUGACUGUAAGCAGGACGAGGAGGCAGCUGGGGGUGUGAAGCGGAAGAGAGGGGAGUGCAGCGCGGUGGCGGGAGAAGGGAGAGGUGUUCGUGUUGGUUCAAGGAGGAAGAAGCGAGUGAAAAGGGAGGCGGGCGAGGGUGUGAUGGGAGAGGGGGAGGGGGGAACAGGAGAAGGAGGUGACGUAUGGUUUUCAGACCAGGAUGAGGAUGAGGAAGAGGAUGAGGAUGAGGAUAAGGAUAAGGAUAAGGAUGGAGACUAUUUGCCUGGUGAGGAGGGAGGCGAUAUUGGUGCCGAUGCCGGCGGAUCUGACAGCGAUGCAGAGGUGCAGGAGGUUGGAGGUGACACGUGGAGGGCGGAAGAGACACCAGAGGAGAUGCAAGCGGAGGGUGGUAGGGAGGUAGAGGAGUGGAAUGGCAGGGGCGGCAACAGCAGCAGGGACAGGAGGGUGCAAGGAGGGACGCUCAUAGUGUGCCCCAUGUCGCUCCUCAGCCAGUGGAAGGCCGAGUGUGAGGCGCACACAGCGCCAGGUGUGCUGUCAGUGAUGGUCUACUAUGGCUCGCAGCGGCGCGAUUUUGAAGCGCGCUAUCUGGCGAAGCAUGAUGUAGUCAUCACCACGUAUGGCACACUGCAAGCCGAGUACAAGAAGUUCAACAAGAAGGCAGCAGAGGACAGCGUGGCAGCACAGCAGGUCCCCCUCCCCGCAGAGUUCCUGACCUCCGCCUGCACGCCCCCGCCCUCGCGCUUCAACCCGCCCCCACCACCGCCGUCCCCGGUGCGCCAGGGGCCGCUGCACAGUGUGCAGUGGUGCAGAGCGGUGCUGGACGAGGCUCAUUUUAUUAAGAACCGUGUGUCUGGUGCUGCUGCUGCCACCUUCGCCCUCCAAGCCGAUGCCCGCUGGUGCCUCACUGGCACGCCCAUCCAGAACCAACUGGAGGACGUGUACAGUCUGCUGCGCUUCCUGAGGGUGCAGCCGUGGGACAACUGGGGGUGGUGGCAGCGCCUGGUGCAGCAGCCGUACGAGCGCGGGGACAUGAGAAGCAUCAAGCUGCUGCAGGGGCUGCUGAAGCCGCUCAUGCUGCGACGAACCAAGGACUCCAAAGACAGGAACGGGCAACCCAUCCUUGUGCUGCCGCCCAUAUCUUUCCAUGUGAUCUCGUGUGAGUUCUCCGCGGAGGAAAGGGACUUCUACGACGCAUUGCAUAAUAAGUCCAAGGUCAAGUUCGACAGCUUCGUGGCGCAGGGCCGAGUGCUGCACAACUAUGCCUCCAUUCUUGAGAUGCUGCUGCGCCUGCGCCAGGUGUGCGACCACCCGUUUCUCGUUUUGAGCCGCUCUGACACAAUGGACGACGAGGACCUCAGCAAGCUGGGACGAAAGUUCCUUGCAGCUUCCUCACAAGGAACAGCAGGGUCCGCCGCUGCUGCUGCUGCUGCUUCUGCUGCUGGUGCUGGUGGCACCACCACGACUGCCGAUGCUGCUGCCACCGGUGCAGGAGCAUGGGGAGAAGCAGGCAGCAGCUGUCCUAUUGGGUGGGACCACGGGGACGAAACCCACGAGUCCCACAAGGGCCCGUCCCGGGAGUAUGUGCAGUCAGUAAUGGAACAACUGAAGAGGAGGAGAGAGGGGUUAAUGCAGGGAGGGGACGAGUGUCCGGUGUGUUUGGAGGCGGCAGAGGAUGCGGUGUUCAUGCCCUGUGCGCACAUUGCGUGCCGCGAGUGCCUGCUCACCGCCUGGAGGCCUUCAGUCAAUGGCCCUUGUCCUGUCUGCCGUCUGCCAAUCCUGCGCUCCCAGCUCAUCACAGUGCCACGUGCCAGCCGCUUCUCAUUGGACGUCGAGGCCAGCUGGCAGGACUCUGUGAAGGUCCGCCAGCUGCUACAGUGCCUGGGGGAGAUCCGGGCGGCAUCGGCUUGGAAGGGAGCGAAUGGGGGGGGAGGAGGAGAGAAGAGCGUGGUUUUCAGCCAGUGGACGGCAUUUCUUGACUUGUUGGAGAUCGCAUUUAAGAGGGCCAAGGUGCUGUAUGUGCGGCUGGACGGCAGCAUGUCGCAGCAGCAGCGGGAGAGGGCGAUAAACGAGUUCCGGGAGAAUCCCAAGGUGGAGGUGCUGCUGGUGUCACUUAAGGCGGGCGGCGUGGGGCUCAACCUCACCGCAGCCUCCCAUGCCUUUGUCAUGGACCCCUGGUGGAACCCGUCAGUGGAGGAGCAGGCAGUGAUGAGAGUGCACCGCAUAGGGCAGACUCGCCCUGUUACAGUAACGCGCUUCAUAGUGCGCGACUCAGUAGAGGAGCGCAUGCAGAAGGUGCAGCUGCGCAAGGAUCAGAUGGUGCAGGGAGCACUCAUGGAUGAUGGCGCACGCAGUGCAAGGAUCAACGAGCUCAAAAUGCUCUUUAGAUAG